This is a messenger RNA of Cyprinodon variegatus (sheepshead minnow), 3581 nucleotides long. RefSeq names its product AP-3 complex subunit beta-2-like. The transcript has 7 exons. The record is from RefSeq and is a predicted model, not a curated record. Lineage: Eukaryota; Metazoa; Chordata; Actinopteri; Cyprinodontiformes; Cyprinodontidae. The annotation marks the transcript as partial.
GCAGCUGAGUCUAAACCUCCUUCCAAACCGAUCAAGAAGGAGACCAAGAAAGAGAAGAAAGAAAUGUCUCUUCUUGACCUUGACGAUUUUGAACCAACUCCCUCACCUCAAGUCACGCCGGUAAACAACUUGCUGUCCAACAGCCUUGUGACCGACCUGGAGGGGCUUUCUCUCUCUGAUGCCGUCCUGUCACCAGCAACCAUCGCUCCCUCCAGCGCGCUGAAGAGCUAUGAGCUGCUGCACCGCAUCACGGGUGAGGGACUGUCAGUGGAGUACUGCUUCAGCCGGCAGCCGUUCAGCCCCGACGCAAACAUGGUGGCGGUCCAGAUGCACUUCACAAACAACUCCGCCUCCGACACCAAGAGCCUGCAUAUGGAGGAUGUGAAGCUGCAGUCUGGGAUGAGGGUGAAGGAGUUCCAAGAGAUAGAGUUGCUACCAGCCGGUGAGACUGCCACAGCAGUGAUGGGCAUUGACUUCUGUGACUCAACACAAGCAGCAAACUUCCAGCUGUGCACACACACCAGGAAGUUCUUUGUAUCCAUCCAGCCGCCCGUCGGGGAGCUGAUGAGGCCAGUCUUCCUCACAGAGAACGAGUUUAAAAAAGAGCAAGGUCAGCUGAUGGGAAUGAAUGAGAUUACAGAGAAGCUAACGUUGGAUGCCAAGUGUCGGAACGAGCACACCAUUGUCCAGAGAGUGACCACGGCCGCCAACCUCAGCCGAGUCCCCUGUGGGUCGGAUAAAGAGUGCAGUCCUCCUGUUCCUCCUCCUGAACAUCCUGUCUACAGGUUUGCUGGCAGAACGGUGACCAGUGGCAGUCUGGUGCUGGUCACUGUUGCGACUAGAGAAGAGGGCGCUGCUCAGCUGACUGUCAACUGUGAGAAGAUGUUGAUCGGUACGAUGCUGGUUAAAGACAUCCUCCUGGCUCUAACUCAGUGACGACAGGCAAAGACCCAGCGUGACUUGUACUCCCUCACCUCAGCCACCUCAUAGAUUUUAAGGACUUGGCCACUGCUCCAUCAUCUGUGUUCUCCAGCAAGCAAAGUUGGAGAGGAAGCUUCCAGAUUGUGAAAAGCUAAUGGGCUCUUAGUAUUUUAGAUGUUUCUGUAUGCUGCCUCUAAAACCUCUUCUCAGAGAAAACAUCUAUAUAGAAGAAUAAUCCAACUGUAGCAUUAUUAUUUUACCUGUAAUUAGCCUAAAUCUGAAGUAUCUAUAAUUAAGAUGAUCCAAGGUAUAAAAAUGAUUUCAUGGGCUUUUUCUUAUACUGGUUUCCAGGAUAAACAUUGUAGCAGAGCGGAUAUUAAUAUUCAGAUAUUUUCUACUGUUUGUUCUCACUCUCCAAAUGGAAAUCAAACUUUUGGUUAGGUUAGAAAAAGGCUAACUAGAUUUUCAAUUUUGUCAUAUCAUUCAUGUGAGAUAUCCAUCCAUCUUACAUAAAUGAUUUAGGCUACCUUCACACUGCAGACCUUAAUGCUCAAUUCAGAUUUUUUUUGUUAAAUCUGAUUGUUUUCUGUGGUCAUUUCCUGUUUCCAAAUAUAUGUGACUUGUAUAUGAAGUCCUGUGUGAAAUGUAUUCACUCAUUCAUAUCGGAUUAAGGACCAAAUAGCCAAGGCUCUGUUCACACGGCAGCCUAUAGUGACCCAAAUCUGAUUUUUUUAAUACCCAUAUGCCACUUGUAUCUAAUCUUUUCAUUAGUGUCUGAACAACACAGAUCUGUUUUUUUCCAAUGCGACCCAGGCCACUUGGCUAUGUGGUCCUGGAUCUGAUCUUUUCAAAUGCGACCUGUGUGUGAACGGCCAGGACGCAUUCAUCCGACGUGUAUUCCAUUUGUACUCAACAAAGCAGGAAGGAAAGCAACAACCAUGGCAGAUGACUAUGCGGAGAACAGUCUUUAUUUUCAACCGUCUUUAAAAGAUGGUGUUGUUUAAUACAUUAACUGAGUUUGGGAAAGAUUUUUAGAGGAAAAAAAAAAUUGGAAUUGAGCAUUAAGUGUGAAAGUAGGGACCCGAUUUACUUUCUGGUCUGAAAACAUUGGUUCAUUUGCUUUGUCCUGACUUUGUUUCCAUCAGACCUCAGUUGUAAGGCAGAGAUAUAAAUGUCUGAGAGGAAGAGUUAAAUGGCUUUUUAGUAUGUGUCUUUGACUAUUGUGUCUUUUGGACUCAGGACAUAAAUAUUGAUUGGGGUAGCUAUUAUCCUGAUACUAUUGGUUUGCAUAGAAACCCUAGAGAAGGUGUAACCAUAGAGGAACAAGAAACAGCUGCAGUAGUGAGGCUGGUGCACUGGAGAGUCACCACAACUCUGCACCAAAGCUUGUAUGUGUUGUUUAAAGAAAGCAAAACAAUACCGGAUCUAUACUAUGAUAUGAUCAUCAAGGAUUUUUAAAGAAUUAAAACUGCAACGGAUAUUUUGUAAAUUUCAAAAAACAAUCUUCUCAAUGAGCAUAAUUUUAUUACAUAAGUUUUGGGCAGGAAAGGCCCUGUUGGAAAAAUAUCAAUAAUAACCUAAACCUUUCCAGUAUUUUAGAAUAAAAGACAGCAUGUAAUAAAAAAUCUGUAUUAAAAAUCAAAUAUAUUACUCAGUUUAACAGGAAAGCUAACAGCAGAUGUAAACAUUUCCUGAUUUGGUUUCUGCUCAAUAAUAGCAUUUUGUUCAUAUUAGGAAAAUAAAUCCAGUUACUCAUUCAGAAUAUAUUUCCCAAUAAAGUAGCUCUUUUAACUGAGAAUUAUUUUUCCUUUUGUUUUGCAUAAAGAUAAAAUGUCCGUGUUUGAAAAACACAAUGGCCAAUUGUUUCAGAAAAACAAUACAUUAGCUGAAAAAACACUAAAAACACUUGUAAUUCUUUAAAUUAAUGAACUAAAUUAAAUAUUUUUUUAAACAAAAUGAAAAGAUAAAGCCAGUGUAUUCUUCUCUACUCAUUCAUUUCACAGUGAACACCUGUUAGUUUUAGGUAAAUCCUCUGUAUAGCCUUUUUGUACUUUUAUCUGUAGAUUGUGCUAUCAUGCUAUCAGGUCACUUAGCUUGAACUAAGUGGUAAAAAUAAAUUGUUUUUAUUAUAUUUGUUUUAAAUACCAUGGUCUAUUAAUGCUCAUGUUAUUUUAAUAGAGCAUGUUAUUGCUCUAUUAAUGCCAUUAAUCUUAGAAAUUGUCUAUUUUAAAUCAUUACAAGAAAGAUUUUAAUACCUAAAUCAUAAUUGCUCUUGGAAACAAGGUCAGGAGAACCAGUAUGUUUCACACUACAUAAUUGUUUUGGUUUGUUUUGGUUUUAUUCUCCUUAAAUGUUGGUUCAUUUUCCAAUGGCUUCCAGUUAUUGCAGCACACUAAGAGUGGAACAGGAGAUUGAAGAUUUUGUUAAAGUAAAAACUCCAAAUGAAACUUUUUGUUUUCCCCACAGAAAAAGCUGAAAGCACCUUCCAUUGCAAAUUCACACAUGGUCCAUCCUUUCAUCUCCAGUGGCUUUUACAUAUGCGAAGUACGGUUUAUCAAACCCUGUGUGUGGUUGUGCAUUGUAAUCUUGAGGUAAUGCAAGUUUAUUUAUUGUAAAAAUAAAAGUGCAGAUUAAAGCUUGUGUUCUCUCUUGUAAAUUAU